Messenger RNA from Ilex paraguariensis (yerba mate), 879 nucleotides. The record is from the annotation of a GenBank genome assembly. Lineage: Eukaryota; Viridiplantae; Streptophyta; Magnoliopsida; Aquifoliales; Aquifoliaceae.
AUGUCGGGCGUAGAGACAAAGAAACGAAAGAAGGUGGAUAGCGGGGGAAGUUCUGGCACUGCAAAACUAUUUGUGGAUAAAGAUGCUAAGAAGAGGUAUGCUUUAUUCAUUGUUAAAUGUCCUCUGUUAAUUGAGCGAGGUGUUUACCUUGAUGAGUUUGUAGGUAGUGUGGAUUGCCCUGAAAUACUUCGAAGUCGGAAAUGGGAACCUCUGUUUGAGGUGAGUGUGGAAGAUAAAUCGUAUGUUGAUCUGGUGAAAUUUUUUUAUGCAAAUGUUCAAGAAUACAAAGAGAAUGAGCUGACAUUUAAAUCAUUGGUUAGGAAGACAUCCAUCACUGUUUCGCCUGAUCUUAUUUCAAAUAUAUUAAAAAUUGAUAGAUCAUACAUUCCUGAGAAUGCCAUUGUCUUUCCAUAUUCAAGUAAGGAGCAUGUUCCCAAAAUGGCGAGAGUUAUUCAAGGUAUUUGUAUUGGGAGUGUCACGUGGGAGAAUGAGAAAAGGAAAAUUGCUCACAUUGACCUUACUCCAACGCCAUGUCUUCCAUUUCCAAUAUUAAUUUCCAAGAUUUUGAAGCAUAGUGGGGUUGAAUUUCAGCAUAAUGACAUUUUUAUGGUCCCCAUGAAUACAAUGGAUAUGGGUACACUUAAUAAAAGUGUGGGAGCUAUUCUGGGUCUGAAACGGGCCAACUGUGUGAAGCGGCCAUCAGCGGUGUCUCAAGUUGUGGGUAGUCAAGCUGGGCCUAGUCAAGGUGGUUCUGAUGUUGGUACUAGUGAGGGUGGACAAACACUUCAGCAAAUGGUUGAAAAGUUGAAGGUCCGAUUUGAAAAGUUCGAGGAUGAAACGAAGGGGUCGUUACAGCGUCCAGAGUCAAAAUUAGAUUAA